Pseudophryne corroboree (corroboree frog) is the source of this 7630-nucleotide messenger RNA. RefSeq names its product T cell activation inhibitor, mitochondrial (gene TCAIM). Bases 260 to 1729 code for a protein of 489 amino acids. Gene Ontology annotation, cellular component: mitochondrion. NCBI's taxonomy places the organism in Eukaryota, Metazoa, Chordata, Amphibia, Anura, Myobatrachidae. The transcript is spliced from 11 exons. The record is from RefSeq and is a predicted model, not a curated record.
GCUCUGUGGGACCGUACCGGCUGCGGUCCCGUUGCCUCUCUCUCACGAUAAUGCGAUGACAGCUGAGAUUCAAGCCUCAUUCCCCCUCCCUUCCUCUGAUUGGUUAGGUAAGUGGGCGAGAGCGUGACGUCACGCUCAUUAGUCUCAGAGGAAGACGACUAGCUCAGCGAUUGAUUGGUUGAUCCUGGAGCCGUCCGACCGAUGACUCGGUGUUCGCGACCUCUGCCGACAGGUUUUCCUCUAAUUUCUGGAUGCGGAUAUGUUUGCCUGCUGCAGAGUCACAAAAAGGCUGUGCUGGGGAGAAGUGCUUUAUAGACAUCUGCUCCAAGCCAGGGCGCUGUCAGGGGCAGAUGCUGUGAAUGCUUUAAGGCCUUUCUAUUUUGCUGUGCACCCAGAUUUCUUUGGUCAACACCCAAGAGAGAGAGAGAUUAAUGAAAACUCUCUCAAAAGAUUAAAUGGAUACCUAGAAAAUCUUCAAAAGCCCGGACUAAGAUCUCACAAACCUGCUAAACUCACGUUUUACGUCCGAGAAACUGAGCCGAUCCCUGAGAAAGAGCAAGAAUCCGCCAAGGAAUCAGGAUUUCGAUCAGUCAGCUUUACUUUAAAUACCAGGGACCUUCUGAGCACAGUCUUGGGCAUUCUCAAUUCCUGCAGUUUAUCGACUGACCAUGUCCAAAGUUUAGCAGAAGUUAUGGACUCUUCAAAGACAACAACUUCAUCGUUUUACAGGCCCAUAAAGUGGGACAAGACUUAUUACUCCUUCACUGGCUUCAAAGACCCAGAAGAGGAGCUGGAACAAGCACAGAAAAUGGAAAUAACCAUUAUUCCAUGGAUUGAGAGUAAUCAAGAGGUUGCUCAGAAGAAGCUUCACGAUAGUAUUCCACUGAGGAAAGAACUAGAACGUUUGAAGACUGACUUGUCCAAGAAGCUUCAGCUGUCUGAUAUCCGGUGGCAGAGAAGUUGGGGUAUUGCUCAUCGUUGUGGGCAAUUGCACAGCUUAAGUCGACUAACGCAGCAAAGUUGUGACUCACUGAAGAUGGCGAAAGGACACACAGUGAUAUUUACAGAUCACACAGGCGUGAGUGCAGCUGGACACGUAAUGCUUGGGACCAUGGAUGUUCAUCACCACUGGACCAAGCUUUUUGAAAGAUUGCCCCAUUAUUACCACCUUCAAAGAAAGUUAUUGCAGCUUCAGGAGCGGGUCAGCCAUCUUCUUGGUGGCCUAGAAAUAGUGCACAUUGAGGAGUUGCAGCCGAUGUUGACUAUGGAGGAGCACUACUCUCUUCUGGACACCUUCUGCACUAAGGUAGUAAACCGGAGAGUGCCCAUCCAUCCGCGCAGCCUGCGUGGCCUGCAGAUGAUUCUAGAAAGUGAUCAUUUUGUGCCACGAUUGCAUGAAAUGGGACAUUUCAGCAUUUCGGCUGUAAGUGAUCCUGCAUCCCUGCAAUGGUUUCUUCUGACUCAUGCACAAAAAGCAAGAGAGAAAUUGAAAAGAAAAGCUGAGUUAAAAGUAGUAGAACAAGAGCUGAUCAAAGCAUGCAAGGACAGAGCAUCCCUGAGCAGGUUAUAUAAGGAGCCCAGUGUAUCAAGCAACCAGAUGAUUAACUGCUGCCGACGACUGAUUGAAGCGCCAUUGCCGUACAUGGAUGGCAUGCAUGUGUGCGUCUCUCAUUACUACUCUGUGUUGCAGGAUGGAGAUUUGUGUAUCCCCUGGAACUGGAAGAGCUGAUUCACAAUGUAUUAUAUCCCUAACUACAGCAAUCGACAAUCAGCCAAACUGUACAGAUCUGGAUUAUCCAGACCUCAAGAUUAUCAUUCUAGAAAGUCAAUCAGAGCACUUAACAUAAACAAUAAAUCUAAGUACACUGGAAGUAACUGUCAUUGGAACAUCGGGCGUGAGAUCUGCUGCCUGCACCUACAGCCAGCCUAAGGCAUACUUCAAGGACAUCGACUGAACCUCUAAUAGCAUUGCAGCGGAAGUUACAGAAGCUGCACUGAAUGCUGGCAUAAGUUAUUCAUAUUCUUCAAAGCACUGUGAAUUUUUCUGGCUAUGUCCCUCAUUCAGACACUAGUGAUGACUUACAAGUCAGCAACAUUUUAUAUGGAAAAACUAGGUUUCUCUUCAUAGAAGGAGCAAGGGCGCAAAGAGUGUUUAUGGGGUGCAGAUUACACACUUAUUUCUCUGACGUCCUAAGUGGAUGCUGGGACUCCGUAAGGACCAUGGGGAAUAGCGGCUCCGCAGGAGACUGGGCACAACUAAAGAAAGCUUUAGGACCACCUGGUGUGCACUGGCUCCUCCCUCUAUGACCCUCCUCCAGACCUCUGUUAGAAUCUUGUGCCCGGCUGAGCUGGAUGCACACUAGGGGCUCUCCUGAGCUCCUAGAAAAAAGUUUAAUUUAGGUUUUUUAUUUUCAGUGAGAUCUGCUGGCAACAGACUCACUGCUACGAGGGACUAAGGGGAGAAGAAGCGAACCUACCUGCUUGCAGCUAGCUUGGGCUUCUUAGGCUACUGGACACCAUUAGCUCCAGAGGGAUCGAACACAGGGCCCGACCUCGAUCGUCCGGUCCCGGAGCCGCACCGCCGUCCCCCUUACAAAGCCAGAAGCAAGAAGAUGGUCCUGAAAAUCGGCGGCAGAAGACUUCGGUCUUCAACAAGGUAGCGCACAGCACUGCAGCUGUGCGCCAUUGCUCCUCAUGCACACCUCACACUCCGGUCACUGAUGGGUGCAGGGCGCUGGGGGGGGGCGCCCUGAGCAGCAAUAUUAACACCUUGGCUGGCAAAAAAAAUCACAAUAUAUAGUCCUAGAGGCUAUAUAUGUGAAAAAUACCCCUGCCAGAGAUCCAUAAAAAAGCGGGAGAAGUCCGCCGAAAAAGGGGCGGGGCUAUCUCCCUCAGCACACUGGCGCCAUUUUCCCUCACAGCUCCGCUGGAUGGAUCGCUCCCAGGCUCUCCCCUGCAGUUUCCAGACUACAUAGGGUAAAAAAGAGAGGGGGGGUACUAAAUUUAGGCGCAAAAUUGUGUAUACAAGCAGCUAUUGGGAAAAUCACUCAGUUACAGUGUUAAUCCCUGUGUAUAUAUAGCGCUCUGGUGUGUGCUGGCAUACUCUCUCUCUGUCUCCCCAAAGGGCUUUGUGGGGUCCUGUCCUCAGUCAGAGCAUUCCCUGUGUGCGGUGUGUCGGUACGGCUGUGUCGACAUGUUUGAUGAGGAGGCUUAUGUGGAGGCGGAGCAGAUGCCGAAAAUGUGAUGUCACCCCCUGCGGGGCCGACACCUGAGUGGAUGGAUAGGUGGAAGGUAUUAACCGACAGUGUCAACUCCUUACAUAAAAGGCUGGAUGACGUAACAGCUGUGGGACAGCCGGCUUCUCAGCCCGCGCCUGCCCAGGCGUCUCAAAGGCCAUCAGGGGCUCAAAAACACCCGCUACCUCAGAUGGCAGACACAGAUGUUGACACGGAGUCUGACUCCAGUGUCGACGAGGUUGAGACACAUACACAAUCCACUAGGUACAUCCGUUGCAUGAUCUCGGCAAUGAAAAAUGUGUUACACAUUUCUGACAUUAACCCAAGUACCACAAAAAAGGGGUUUUAUGUUUGGGGAGAAAAAGCAGCCAGUGUUUUGUUCCCCCAUCAGAGGAGUGAAUGAAGUGUGUGAAGAAGCGUGGGUUCCCCCGAUAAGAAACUGGUAAUUUCUAAAAAGUUACUGAUGGCGUACCCUUUCCCGCCAGAGGAUAGGUCACAUUGGGAGAUAUCCCCUAGGGUGGAUAAGGCGCUCACACGUUUGUCAAAAAAGGUGGCACUGCCGUCUUAGGAUACAGCCACUUUGAAGGAGCCUGCUGAUAAAAAGCAGGAGGCUAUCCUGAAGUCUGUAUAUACACACUCAGGUACUAUAUUGAGACCUGCAAUUGCCUCAGCAUGGAUAGUGCUGCUACAGCGUGGUCUAUUACCUUGUCAGGACAGGGAUGCUAUUUUGCUAACCAUAGAGCAUAUUAAAGACGUCGUCUUAUAUAUGAGGGAUGCACAGAGGGAUAUUUGUCGGCUGGCAUCCAGCAUUAAUGCAAUGUCCAUUCUGCCAGGAGGGUAUUAGGGACCCGGCAGUGGACAGGCGAUGCUGACUUUAGAAGGCACAUGAAGAUUCUGCCUUUAUAAGGGUGAGGAAUUGUUUGGGGAUGGUCUCUGGGACCUCGUAUCCACAGCAAUAGCUGGGAAAGAAAAAUUUUUUACCUCAGGUUUCCUCACAACCUAAGAAAGCACCGUAUUAUCAGGUACAGUCCUUUCGGCUUCAGAAAAGCAAGCGGGUCAAAGGCGCUUCCUUUCUGCACAGAGACAAGGGAAGAGGGAAAAAGCUGCACCAGACAGCCAGUUCCCAGGAUCAAAAAUCUUCCCCUGCUUCCUCUGAGUCCACCGCAUGAUGCUGGGGCUCCACAGGUGGAGCCAGGUGCGGUGGGGGCGCAUCUCGGGAACUUCAGCGACCAGUGGGCUCGCUCACAGGUGGAUCCCUGGGUUCUGCAAGUAGUAUCACCGGGAUACAAGCUGGAGUUCGAGGCGACUCCCCCUCGCCGUUACCUCAAAUCAGCCUUGCCUGCUGCCCUCGAGGGGAGGUAGUACUGGCGGCAAUUCACAAGCUGUACUCCAGCAGGUGAUAAUCAAGGUACCCCUCCUUCAACAAGGCCGGGGUUACUACUCCACAAUGGUUGUGGUACAGAAACCAGACGGUUCGGUGAGACCCAUUCUAAAAUUGAAAUCCUUGAACACUUAUAUACGAAGGUUCAAGUUCAAAAUGGAAUCGCUCAGGGCGGUUAUUACAAGCCUGGACGAAGGGGAUUACAUGGUAUCACUAGACAUCAAGGAUGCUUACCUGCAUGUCCCCAUUUACCCUCCUCACCAGGAGUACCUCAAAAUUGUGGUACAGGACUGUCCUUACCAAUUCCAGACGUUGCCGUUGGUCUGUCCCCGACACCGAGGGUAUUUACCAAGGUAAUGGCCGAAAUGAUGAUACUCCUUCGAAAAAAGGGAGUUAUAAUUAUCCCGUACUUGGACGAUCUCCUUAUAAAGGCGAGGUCCAGGGAGUAGUUGUUGGUCGGAGUAGCACUAUCUCGUGAAGUGCUACAACAGCACGGCUGGAUUCUGAAUAUUCCAAAGUCGCAGCUGGUUCCUACGACGCGUCUACUGUUCCUGGGUAUGAUUCUGGACACAGAACAGAAAAAAGUGUUUCUCCCGGAGGAGAAGGCCAAGGAGUUGUCAUCUCUAGUCAGAGACCUCCUAAAACAAAUACAGGUGUCGGUGCAUCAAUGCACGCGAGUCCUGGGAAAGAUGGUAGCUUCUUACGAAGAAAUUCCAUUCGGCAGGUUCCAUGCAAGGAUCUUCCAGUGGGAUCUGUUGGACAAGUGGUCCGGGUCGCAUCUUCAGAUGCAUCGGCUGAUAACCCUGUCUCCAAGGGCCAGGGUGUCGCUGUUGUGGUGGCUGCAGAGUGCUCAUCUUCUAGAGGGCCGCAGAUUCGGCAUACAGGACUGGGUCCUGGUGACCACGGAUGCCAGCCUUCGAGGCUGGGGGGCAGUCACACAGGGAAGAAACUUCCAAGGACUAUGGUCGAGUCAGGAGACUUCCCUACACAUAAAUAUUCUGGAACUAAGGGCCAUUCACAAUGCCCUAAGUCAGGCUAGACCCCUGCUUCAACACCAGCCGGUGCUGAUCCAGUCAGACAACAUCACGGCGGUCGCCCAUGUAAACCAACAGGGCAGCACAAGAAGCAGGAUGGCGAUGGUAGAAGCCACAAGGAUUUUCCGAUGGGCGGAAAAUCAUGUGUUAGCACUGUCAGCAGUGUUCAUUCCCGGAGUGGACAACUGGGAAGCAGACUUUCUCAGCAGGCACGACCUCCAUCCGGGAGAGUGGGGACUUCAUCCAGAAGUCUUCAAAAUGAUUGUACACCAUUGGGAAAGGCCACAGGUGGACAUGAUGGCGUCCCGCCUCAACAAAAAGCUAAAAAGAUAUUGCGCCAGGUCAAGGGACCCUCAGGCGAUAGCUGUGGACGCUCUGGUAACACCGUGGGGGUACCAGUCGGUGUAUGUGUUCCCUCCUCUGCCUCUCAUACCAAAGGUGCUGAGAAUAAUAAGAAGGAGAGGAGUAAGAACUAUACUCGUGGUUCCGGAUUGGCCAAGAAGAGCUUGGUACCCAGAACUUCAAAAAAAUGAUCAGAGGACCCAUGGCCUCUGCCGCUCAGACAGGACCUGCUGCAGCAGGGGCCCUGUCUGUUCCAAGACUUACCGCGGUUGCGUUUGACGGCAUGGCGGUUGAACGCCGGAUCCUGAAGGAAAAGGGCAUUCCGGAGGAAGUCAUCCCUACGCUGAUUAAAGCUAGGAAAGAAGUGAAGGCAAUCCAUUAUCACCGCAUAUGGCGAAAAUAUGUUGCGUGGUGUGAGGCCAGGAAGGCCCAACGGAGGAAUUUCAGUUGGGCCGUUUUCUGCACUUCCUACAGUCAGGGGUGACUAUGGGCCUAAAAUUGGGUUCCAUUAAGGUCCAGAUUUCGGCUCUGUCGAUUUUCUUCCAGAAAGAACUGGCUUCACUGCCUGAUGUUCAGACAUUUGUUAAGGGAGUGCUGCAUAUUCAGCCCCCUUUUCUGCCUCCAGUGGCACCUUGGGAUCACAACGUGGUGUUGGAUUUCCUAAAGUCACAUUGGUUUGAGCUACUAAAAACCGUGGAUUUGAAAUAUCUCACGUGGAAAGUGGUCAUGCUGUUGGCCUUGGCUUCAGCCAGGCGUGUGUCAGAAUUGGCGGCUUUGUCAUAUAAAAGCCCUUAUCUGAUUUUCCAAAUGGAUAGGGCAGAAUUGAGGACUCGUCCCCAGUUUCUCCCUAAGGUGGUAUCAGCUUUUCAUUUGAACCAACCUAUUGUAGUGCCUGCGGCUACUAAGGACUUGGAGGAUUCCAAGUUGUUGGACGUAGUCAGGGCCCUGAAAAUUUAUGUUUCCAGGACAGCUAGUGUCAGAAAAACUGACUCGCUAUUUAUCCUGUAUGCACCCAACAAGCUGGGUGCUCCUGCUUCAAAGCAGACUAUUGCUCGCUGGAUUUGUAGUACGAUUCGGCUUGCACAUUUUGCAACUGGACUGCCGCAUCCUAGAUCAGGGAAAGCCCAUUCCACGAGGAAUGUGGGCUCUUCUUGGGCGGCUGCCCGAGGGGUCUCGGAUUUACAACUUUGCCGAGCAGCUACUUGGUCAGGGUCAAACACAUUUGCUACAUUUUACAAGUUUGAUACCCUGGCUGAGGAGGACCUAGAGUUUGCUCAUUCGGUGCUGCAGAGUCAUCCGCACUCUCCCGCCCGUUUGGGAGCUUUGGUAUAAUCCCCAUGGUCCUUACGGAGUCCCAGCAUCCACUUAGGACGUCAGAGAAAAUAAGAUUUAACUCACCGGUAAAUCUAUUUCUCGUAGUCCGUAGUGGAUGCUGGGCGCCCAUCCCAAGUGCGGAUUGUCUGCAAUACUUGUAUAUAGUUAUUGUUAACUAAGGGGUUAUUGUUGAGCCAUCCGUUGAGAGGCUCAGUUAUAUUUCAUACUGUUAACUGGGUAUAGUAUCACGAGUUAUACGGUGUGAUUGGUGUGGCUGGUAUGAGUCUUACCCGGGAUUCAAAAUCCUUCCUUAUUGUGUCAGC